This is a messenger RNA of Colletotrichum spaethianum, 402 nucleotides long. RefSeq names its product norsolorinic acid reductase B. NCBI's taxonomy places the organism in Eukaryota, Fungi, Ascomycota, Sordariomycetes, Glomerellales, Glomerellaceae. The transcript is spliced from 4 exons. The record is from RefSeq and is a predicted model, not a curated record. The coding region runs from base 1 to 402 and encodes 133 amino acids.
AUGAACUUUGGCGAGGCGUGGCGGGACCGGCUAGGGGCGUGCAGCAAAGAGACUUGUUUUGGGAAUUUGGAUUACUUCUAUGAGCAGGGCGGGAACUUCAUCGAUACGAUGAAGAGUCGGAGCAGUGGAUCUGGCAAGGGGCCCUUCUCCCGCGGCGUCCGCGACGACACGGUGCUGGCGACCAAAUUCCCAUCCGGGUACAAAAGAAACUUUGGCGGCAACGGCGCAAAGAGCCUACACCUCUCAGUCGAGGCGUCGGCCCUGCGCAAGCUCCAGAAGAACUACAUCGGCCCUGCUUGGGAACUGGCGACGACGGCCGGGGAGCUGAUGCAGAGCCUCAACGUGCUCGUGCAGGAGCGCAAGGUGCUGUACCUGGGAGUGUCGGACGUGUCGGCGUGGUGA